AUGCCCGCGCGCGCGCCGACGACGCGUAAAACCCCUCGCUCGCCCGCGCGCAAAGCGUCGCCCGCGCGCGGACGCCCGUCGACGCCGAAAUACAACGACGAUGUCGUGCAGAGUCUGUUACAAAUCUUGACUUCGGGACAAAAAUCGAAAAGAACCAAGUCCCCGCUCACGCUCGAGCGCGCGGAGGCGCUGUGGGAGCUCGCGAAAACGAACCGCGAACCGAAUGUCGCGGCGACGCUGACGGCGAUCGCGAACGGUGGCGGAAGGGGCGCUGGAGGCGUGGUGAAGGUGGAGGACGACGCCGCGCGGUGGUUGACGGCGCGAAUUUCGAGCGCGUUCGGCGAAGGCGAGGAUGGUGGAGAACGAAGUAGCGCGAGAAAGAGCGGCACGAAACGGAAUUUGUCGACGCGAUUUGAGGAUGGGAGCGAUGUGGAGGACGGGGAAGAAGCGGCGUCGGAGGAGAGAGAGAGACGGGGCGGGACGUCGCCGCGCGGCGAACGCGCGGCGAAGCGAAGACGAUUGACGGUGACGGAGCGUCUGAUGCGGCGCGUGACCUUGGCGACCACGCGGAGCACGUCGAAGGAGUUGAGAGUAAUCGAUGGUGUGUCAUAUGAUCGAGCGGCGUGCGCGAUCGUGGAUGAGAGCUUGAAGAAGAAGGGCAAGGUAGAUUCAAUGUGCGCGCGGGCUGUGGAGCUGAGUGUCAAGGCGACGGGGUCGAGGUAUGGAAUCACACCUGCGGGAUUGCAGACGCUUCGAAUGAUCGUAGAGGGUGGCGUGGAUGGGCAUUAUACGUUCCAAGUCGAUGCAGCCGCGCGAAAGCACCUGGGCGCGUUGAUUGCGGACGAAGAGAGCCUCGGGCCAGAGAUACUCUUGCCGACGGUGAAGCGGCGAAAAGUCGCCGCCGCACUGCAGAGGCUGAGUAAUUUCGCGCGCCAAGCGCAGUAUAGGACGAUUGACGGGGUCAAGUACGACGAGAACGCAUGUCACAUUGCCGAUGUCGCGACGCAAACUCAAGGCAAGAUCGGAUUGGCGUGCGCGAAAGCGAUCCACGCCAGCAUCGAAGAUGGCGGCUCGCAUUGGGGCAUCACUGAUAUCGAGCUUCGCACGAUUGAGAUGAUCAUCGAAGGCGGUCGCGCUGACUAUUCAUACGUCACAGACGCCGCGGCGAUGAAGUAUCUCAAAGAUUUAGUCGUGAAUGAGCGGAGUAAACGAGAAGACGCCGAAAUCGAGCGGGUCGCGGCUGUAAGCGAAGCGCGCGGGAACGCCGCCGGCGGAGUUUUGGCGCACGUUAGGAAACUCGUUCGACCCAAGUUUUAUCGUUACAUCGACCGUCAGAGAUACGACGAAAAGGCGUGUGAGAUUGCAGAUGACUGCAUGGAGCGCAUCGGUCGAAUCAAUUUGGAAUGCGCGAAAGAGAUUCACGAGAGCAUCCUCGACGGUGGCUCGCGGUGGGGCAUCACGUCGACGGAAUUCGCGACGAUUCAGCUCUUCCUCGACGGUGGCAGAGACGACGUGCUGUACAUUUGCGACGACGAUGCGCGGAUGUAUCUUUUGGAUAUUUUAGGUACGAAGGCGAUCGAAGAGACGGAGAAUGUCACGCCGCCCACGAAAGUGCAGGUGCGACGACAGUCGCCGGCAAGCGCGCUGCAAUCGGCGCUGAAAAAUCCGCCGCCAUCCGCACUGAGACACGCCGCGGCGAAAUCUGUGAAAAAGAAAGGGGUGAACUUUACCCCCGCCAAGCGUUUCGAACUUCGCACGUAUAUUCCGAGUCCGACGAGUGGGAACACGUCGGAGGAGGAAAUCGACGACGACGAUGACGACGACGAAGUGGAAGUUUUGACGGAGCAAGACGAAGAAAUGGUCGAAGAAGAAGCAGACGAAGUCGACGAAGACGAACAGAUCGUCGAAGUCGCGACGACGAAACGGUCGAGCGUGCGAAUGAUCACGUAUUCUAGACCGAGCAUCAUGACGGCGUUUUACCGCAGCAUGCAAUUUUGGAUGACGCCCGUGAGCGUUCUCGACACCGCCGCGGCGUGUUUAGCGACAGCCGCCUCGUUUCUCGUCGCCCAUAUUUUCAUCAUCGCCGCUCUGGAAGCGACGAUCACGCCUUCGUCCAUCAAGUCGUUGAACAUGGAAGCCAAACUGUAA
Messenger RNA from Ostreococcus lucimarinus CCE9901, 2148 nucleotides. RefSeq lists its product with no specific name. Lineage: Eukaryota; Viridiplantae; Chlorophyta; Mamiellophyceae; Mamiellales; Bathycoccaceae. The transcript has a single exon. The record is from RefSeq and is a predicted model, not a curated record. The coding region runs from base 1 to 2148 and encodes 715 amino acids.